This is a messenger RNA of Bipolaris maydis ATCC 48331, 689 nucleotides long. The record is from RefSeq and is a predicted model, not a curated record. NCBI's taxonomy places the organism in Eukaryota, Fungi, Ascomycota, Dothideomycetes, Pleosporales, Pleosporaceae.
UCCAUGCAUCCAGUCGCAGACUGUGGCGUUCCGUGGGCUUCUAGGCCAAAACAAAAAAACGUUAGCAUAGGGUGGCUGUUUGUAAGAUUGCCUUCUUGUCUUUUUUUUUUAUCAUUACUUUAUUUUCGGCUUUUCUUCUCCGGUUCGAUUACAAUAGGGUUGCUAUCUGCGAUCCAUGUCUUUUCAUGUUUGCAAGCUACGCUGAGAGUUUUUGUUCCCUUCCAGUGGACGCUGAAAUAGCGAUCAAGACAUUGAGAUUGCUCAACGCUACUGGUUGGUCUAUUGGCUUUCCUUCCUUCCUUCGGUCGCCCUCGCCUUGUUUGCAUACAAGCGAGUCCACCCGACGACGAUCGGCACAUUUGGAUGAUGUAACUAGUAUAUCCUUCACAGCCCCCGGACAUUGCACCCUUCACACCCGGGCAAACAUGUGGUUAACGCCCUGCAUUGGAUUGCGGUAUAUGGGUGGGGGUGCAUACGGGACGCAGGAAACAGGGACUGCAGGAAUGAUGGACGGUUUGAACAGCACUACUGUACCCUAAUUGGGGGUUUUUCAAGAUACCCUGUCUGACUCUAUAGAAGAACUCAUGAUGAUAUUUUCCCAACGCGCUCACUUACAUCGUGUUACCAAGGGUAGUCCUUGCUGUCGAGUUCUAGCGCUCUUUGAUUAGUGUAUCAUGGCACGCGAUCAG